This is a messenger RNA of Gordionus sp. m RMFG-2023, 1671 nucleotides long. RefSeq lists its product as uncharacterized. The record is from RefSeq and is a predicted model, not a curated record. The coding region runs from base 1 to 1671 and encodes 556 amino acids. Lineage: Eukaryota; Metazoa; Nematomorpha; Gordioida; Chordodea; Parachordodidae. The transcript has 9 exons.
AUGACAAGGGGAAAGAACUUGAGACUGGCAUUACACAUGAUCAAGUACCAAUCCCGGAAAAUAGCGAAUCAUCUCUUUAAUAUUAUGAAGCGCCAAAAAUUAAAAGACUUUUGCAUUUAUAUAUCCAAGUACAAGAUUAGUAUCAAAGGACAACCAUACAUAAACAAAGUAAAUAAUCUUCUGUUCCCAUCCAAGUGCGCUGACGAUGAUAUUCUUCAUUUUUGUCUUCUGUUAAAAGAAAAAAGGAAAGACCAAAAAAUAAUACUGUUGACUAACGAUAAUAUAUUAGGAAUCAAAUCGUUGUCUCAACAUAUACCUGCCUACACAUCCAACGAUAUGCUCGAAGCUUCCGACAUCAAGUCAUCCAGUAUAAAUGAAACUUCCCUUCUUCGACUGAUCAGGACUAUCAUAGAUUUGGCAUCGAAUCUCAAUAUCACUGAAAGCUCUCUAGUCACUCCUGAAUCAGAUGAAACACUACUUAGCCCUUGCCCUGAUGUGGGCAUGAUCGAUCUUCCAUCCAGCAAUUUAAACCGGGUAAACGAUAUGGAUCAUGUAUUUAAUAAAUUGAACAUCGCGAAUAAUCCGGGAUCAAAAAAUUCCGAGAAUGACGAAAACCCAGCUACAUCAUACAAUAUGAAUCAUUCUAAAUCAUAUAAUCAUGGCCCCUCUGAAAAAGUCAAGAUAAUACCCAUUUUACAAAAUUGGACCCAUCAUGCCAAGAUUAGAAAAUAUGGGGCUCUAGCCAAGGAAUCUAGUAAAAAGCACAAGAAAAUUAAAAGCCAGCGCCACACAACUUGCGAGCCCAUCAAAACGAACCUUCAGAGAUCAAGUUCCAAUAAGCACUAUGCAGAUUACAAUGAUCCAGGCAGGUACGUCAAAGGUGGUUAUUAUCUAUACGAUCCUAGCUCUAGCAGUCAAAAUAUUCAGGCAGGUUAUGACCAUAAUGGCGAUGUACACUAUGAUGGUAUAAGAGGUCAUUUUUCGUCUAAUGCCUAUUACGGGAUCCAGAACAAUAUGAGAAAUAUCUGCAUGAUGAAUCAACCUUUUAUAAUAAAUAAUAUUAACAACUACCACCCAUCUGUUAACAACUCAAGCAAUACCAAUAAUUAUAGAGUAAAUCAAUAUUCCGGAAAUUAUAAUGGCUUCACUGCAAAUAUGACGGAAAUAAAUCCUAAGUCCAUUCAAUCUUGGCAAAAAUCCAUCAUAAGUUCACUCAACCCAAUAAUAUUUAUACUACUUGGCAAUUUUCUGUUGGAAACCUAUCGAGUGUCUUUCGGAUCCAAUUGGCUCGUCAAGGCUAGAGAACCCAUAUUCCCGUGGCUAAAUAUUACGCAUUUAUGGGAUUCGUUUCGCAGAAAUUCUCAGUUUUUAUACAGUAUCAUGUCACGCGAAGACAAAUUUGUCAUGUACGAAUUGUUAAGAACGACUGUUCAACACGCCAAUUAUAACAGCCCGACUCCUACGGAUCCCUCCCCCCAGUGCCUGAUGGCCAACGACUCCUACAUUGAAACCACGUUCAAAACUCUCGUCACUUUUUUUAACCGCAUUGCUUCCUCUUCUCCGCAUUUUUCCCCACCCCCUUACUCCUGCAAGGAUACGCUAAACCAAAUAUUAUUAACAUUUCAGGAGUAUCGGCGCGUUAAACGGGAACAUUCAAUUAAAUUUUUUUAA